GUAUUUGCAUUUUACAUUACAGGACAUCUUGGCACUAUAUUUCCAGAGGAACAUCAAAAAGAACUCCUUCGCUAUGCAUAUUGUCAUCAGAAUGAAGAUGGCGGAUGGGGAUUGUACAUUAUGGGAGAAAGUUGUAUGCUUUGCACGGUCUUAAACUAUAUUCAACUGCGUUUGCUUGGAGAAGAACCCGAUACCGAUGCUUGUAACAGAGCUCGAAAAUGGAUUCUAGACCAUGGAGGUGCUCUUUACAUACCUUCUUGGGGAAAAAUUUGGCUUUCAAUUUUGGGUGUGUACGAGUGGGAUGGAGCAAACCCUAUGCCUCCAGAAUUUUGGUUGUUUGGAAAUGCAUUGCCUUUGAAACCUGGACAUCUGCUUGGCUACUCUAGAUUAACGCUUCUUCCAAUGUCAUAUUUAUAUGGAAAGCGAUUCGUGGGAACUCUCACUCCUCUCAUUCUACAGUUACGCCAAGAAAUAUAUACUCAACCAUACAGCAACAUAAAAUGGAGUCCAGCUCGCCAUUAUUGUGCAAAGGAGGAUAAAUGCUUUGAGCGUUCAUGGAUUCAAAAGUUAGCGUGGGAUGCUGUUCACUACCUUGGAGAACCCCUUUUAGGCAGUUGGGCUUUUAAAAGUGUAAGAAAUCGAGCCCUCCAAAUAGCCAGAUUCCACAUUGAUUAUGAAGACCAGAAUAGUCAUUACAUCACAAUUGGAUGUGUGGAAAAGCCAUUGUGUACACUUGCUACUUGGGUUGAUGAUCCUAAUGGACAAGCUUAUAAGAAACAUCUUGCUCGAGUCAAAGAUUAUCUAUGGAUCGGUGAAGAUGGAAUGAAGAUUCAAAGUUUUGGUAGCCAAUCAUGGGAUGUUGCUUUUGCCAUUCAAGCGAUUCUUGCUACAAAUUUCCACCGUGAAUUCUCAGACACGCUUAAGAAAGGGCAUGACUUCAUUAAAAAAUCACAGAUUAGAGAGAAUCCUUCGGGUGAUUUUCAAAGCAUGUAUCGUCACAUAUCAAAAGGAUCAUGGUCAUUCUCUGAUCAAGACCAUGGAUGGCAACUUUCUGAUUGUACUGCUGAAAAUUUAACGUGUUGUUUGAUAUUAUCCACAAUGCCUCCGGACAUGGUUGGAGAUCCGAUGAAACCACAAUGCUUUUUUGAUGCUGUCAAUAUUAUACUAUCCCUUCAGGCGAAAAAUGGUGGAGUUUCAGCUUGGGAGCCAACAGGCAUUGUAUCAUCAUGGUUCGAGCGACUAAAUCCAGUAGAAUUCCUAGAAUACUCGAUAUUGGAGCUUGAGUACGUGGAAUGCACAUCAUCAUCGCUACAGGCGCUAGUGCUAUUUAAGAAGCUAUUUCCAAAUCAUAGGAAGAAAGAGAUCGAAACAUUUAUAACGAAAGGAGUAAACUAUAUCAAAGAAAUGCAGAAAGACGAUGGAUCAUGGUAUGGAAACUGGGGAAUUUGUCAUUUAUACGCUACAUAUUUUGCCAUAAAAGGACUAGUGGCAGUUGGAUACAGUUACGACAGUUGCUCAACCAUAAGAAGAGGUGUGGAUUUUCUACUUAAAAUUCAAUGUCCAGAUGGUGGUUGGGGAGAGAGUCACGUUUCCGUUACAAAAAAAGUGUAUACACCUCUUCAACACAAUGCUUCCAAUCUGGUUCAAACUUCUUUUGCUUUGAUGGCUUUAAUCCAUGCUCAACAGGCAAACAGAGAUCCAACUCCUGUUCACCGUGCUGCCAAGUUAUUGAUUAAUUCCCAAUUGGAAGAUGGUGAUUACCCCCAACAGGAAAUUACUGGAGCAUUUAUGGGCAACUGCAUGCUACACUAUCCAUUAUAUAAGAAUGUAUUUCCAUUGUGGGCACUUGCAGAUUAUUGUAAUUUGGUUCCCUUGCCAUAAGCCUCUUAAUCUUAAUUUAUCUUUCACUCUUAAUUGGACA
This is a messenger RNA of Momordica charantia (bitter melon), 1921 nucleotides long. The record is from RefSeq and is a predicted model, not a curated record. NCBI's taxonomy places the organism in Eukaryota, Viridiplantae, Streptophyta, Magnoliopsida, Cucurbitales, Cucurbitaceae.